UAUUUAAUCAACGAACACAAUUACACAGUAGUUCAACAAGCAUGACUUUGUAGCAAGUAAUUAUAUGUUUAUCUGAAAAUGCCGCUAAUACAGAUAGUUUUGCUGAUCUAUACGGCUGUGGGUCUGAAUAUUCGUAUGUCUCGAGGUGAAGAGGAAUGCUGGGCUCUUGUAUACAAAAUAUCAACUGGAGGAAAUGGUAGUGCUUACAAUUUGUUCAUGUCUGGCGAUUCAUUAAAUGUUAAUGACGAGGAAGCCAUGUCAUUACACUGCUCUAAUCCAUCGAGGAAACACUUUAAAUCGGAUAUCGUCAAUAACUGGUCCACAAAUGGAAUAGAUCAGGUUAGAGUGUCAGUUUAUGUGAAUGGUAUUGAACAGAUAUUUCUUUUGUUCAAUGGAAGCAAGACAAACAAAACGAACUGGUUUGAUGAGAGUCGGCUCAUGAAUAGUAGUUACAGUGAUCUGAAUGAACAAACAAACGUUUCUUUCUUUUCUGUGGACGGAAUAAGUGGAAAUGCCGAUGACAGUGUCGGCAACUAUAGUAGACGUUUUUACAUAAGAAAUGAAACAACUGGUAAUUGCGAGACAUCUGAUUAUGGUUGGUUAUUUGUUGGAGAUGAACUAGGCAACUGCGACUAUGAGAGAAAAAUAGAAGACAAGCCCUUCAUUCUCUUCAGCAAUCCUCCGUACAUUUCUAAAGCAUUGAACCAUACAUUGGCGGACAGUUUGGCAAUAUUUAUAAAGUUUUCAAGUAAAGCCAAUUGUUUGAGCCCAUUUGUCAUGAACCGUGUUCACGAAAAUUCGCAAUGUAUAACUGACAAUGCAGAGACAUCAACAAACCCUGCACAGACAUUAUCAACAAACCUUGCACAGACGUCAUCAACAAACCUUGCGCAGACAUUGUCAACAAACCCUGCACAGACGUCAUCCACAAGCCCUGCACAGACAUCGUCAACAAACCCUGCACAGACGUCAUCCACAAGCAUUGCACAGACAUCGUCAACAAACCCUGCACAGACAUCAUCAACAAACCCUACACAGACAACAUCAACAAACCCCACAGAGACAUCAUCAACAAACCCUGCACAGACAUCGUCAACAAACCCUGCACAGACGUCAUCCACAAGCCUUGCACAGACAUCGUCAACAAACCCUGCACAGACAUCAUCAACAAACCCUACACAGACAACAUCAACAAACCCCACAGAGACAUCAUCAACAAACCCUGCACAGACAUCGUCAACAAACCCUACUACAAUAAGAAGUGAAGAUCUGCAAAACAAAAUAGACAGGAUUAAAAUGGAGCUAACGGUACAGAGAAAAUCAACACAAAAGUACAAGAGAUCUCUGACGAGUGCCCCAGAUGAGAGAAAGUCAUCAAAAAUAAUGGGAAUAAUUGGAGCAACUGUUAUUACCUCUGUGAUUGGAUUUAUAGUGCUAAUGGACUGUUCCACAUGCAAAAGGGAAAGAAAAGGUAAAGCAAAGAAAGGCAACAAUUAACAGUGCUAUUAAAACUACAAAUGGUUCUACAUGUUAUUGAAGAAGGAUAUUUGAUGCGAGAAAGGGACAUAACAUAAAUAUACACAAUUCUUACAUUAAAAUGAAGGAAUGUUGCUCGUAGUUUUCUGUACUCAUCUGUGGAAUAUACAUUAUGUCCACACACAUGCCUAAAAUGUAUCAAUAUUUAAUAAUAAAAAAUAGCUUAUAUCACAGA
This is a messenger RNA of Mytilus californianus (California mussel), 1711 nucleotides long. RefSeq names its product serine-rich adhesin for platelets-like. Bases 79 to 1497 code for a protein of 472 amino acids. The transcript is spliced from 8 exons. Lineage: Eukaryota; Metazoa; Mollusca; Bivalvia; Mytilida; Mytilidae. The record is from RefSeq and is a predicted model, not a curated record.